Molecule: messenger RNA, 3333 nt
Organism: Mangifera indica (mango)
Lineage: Eukaryota; Viridiplantae; Streptophyta; Magnoliopsida; Sapindales; Anacardiaceae
Exons: 9
Coding region: 394-2970 (858 amino acids)
Source: RefSeq, a predicted model, not a curated record
CGUUCCCCUCGUUCAUCAAGCAGCUUUUUUCUUUUCGGAUUUCGGUUCCUUCACGAAACCAGCUCACUCACUCACUCACUCACUCCUCCCUUUUGAAAAAUCACUAUAUCUAAUUUCGAGAACUCGAAACCCUAGAAAUGGUCAUUUUAAUGUGAUUAAAUCCGCUAGAGAUCGGAGAGCUAUCGUAUCAGGUAUUCUCAUUCCGUACUGUUUGGCAUCCUAGAAAUUUCCCUUUCUUUUUUCUCUCAAAUUUCUUCGUUUCUUACAUGCGUUUUCACUUCUCUUUUUUAUUUGCUGCAACGAGUUUCGGAAAAUUUCGUUCUAAUAUACAUGGCAAUUGAUUGUUGAUCAAGUUUUCUUUUUUCAAGUUCAGGCUCAACGCUUUCAAAGUUAAUGGCAUUUGAUUCAAGUGAUUUUCCAGUUCCACAAGAGAGUAGUUGCUAUAUGCAACUUGGCUGGCAAUGUGACUUCUACUUCGGUUAUGGGUUUGAUGUGAUUGAAGAAGAUGCUACGAAUGAGAAAUAUUGUAUACAGGUGCUGAGGAUCUUGAUCACAAAGGCUGACACUGAAAUUGAUGAACUCGAAAAAGAUUUAGUGUUUCUUCAAAAUGAACUAGCUGGGGUAGAAUACGAAGAAUGGUUUGAGAUAUGUUGCAAUGCUUUGCGAAAACAGAUAGAUUGCCUUUAUAUCGCGGUAAGGAGUUUGAAGAGUAAAGAUAAAAACGAUAUUGAAGUUCGAUUUUUGAUGUAUAGAAAACCUCUUAAGAGUUUGCAUGAAAUAUUAAAAGCUCUACUCGGAGACUACUGCAACGAUAAAGAUAAACAGAAUGAACAGCCCCUCGAUGCGAUGGUGCUAGACAGUUUUGAUUCUACCGUACUUCCUCCUGAACAUCUGGAAGAAAACUCAAAAUUUAUUUUUUCUGACUCGAGCACUGUUGUAAAGGAGGAAAGUCAAGCAUCCAGUAUUACCUAUUCAGAAAGUGGUUCAUUUUUAAAUACACCUCUGACCCAUCAAGAGAAGAAAAGAAAUAAUUCAGAAGCAGCUAAGUUCUAUUAUGAACAGCCUAGGUAUACUAAUGGUAAAGAUUCCAGUCCAAACUCUUUGAAAUCAGAAGCUGGUGACCAUGAUGAAAAAGAAGUAUUAAGCACCGUUGACAUGGAACCUGCUAUGAAGGGGGAAGCCAGAGAACACUAUUUUACUUCAGUGUGUAACCAAGUGAUCCAAAAUUCGUCUUUGAAUUCCAUGGAUGAGAGAAGAUGUAGUCUAGAACUGGCUAUGGACCAGCCUGUUGAUAUCAUGUUGAAGAAUCCCAAUGGAACUGGUUUGAAGCAUGUUGUUAACUACUCCAACAAGAAGGAAAAAAUUUGCUCUUCAAAUUCAAAAAUUGUAAGUGAUGAAGCAGAAGAAAACAGUUCUGCAUCUACAGAAGAUGUCAUAAUCUUGGAUUCAGCAUCAAACUCCAUGGGAAAGGAUGCAAAACUUUGUAGAAGGAUCAAGCCGAUAAAUACUGUUGACAAAGAGUUAGACUCAAAUGCUUGUUCACGUGAAGAAGGCCAUCAUAAUGUUAGGAGGAAUAGGUGCAAGCCACAUUUGGAAGUUAAUGGAAAUGAGGAAGUCAGCACAUACCAUACCACUACUGCAGGCAAAGAUAAAAUUCUGGAUUCACCUUCUGACCCUGAAGGCAAAGUGCAUCCUCCAAAAGCACAGAAGCAGCCUGCAAAUGCUGUCAUAGGAGAUGCUAACACUGAUGCUUUAAGGCACUCAACUGGUGUCAGCAGGGGGAGAAACAAUUCAGGUCUGAGUUUAUGUAUUCCUAGGCAGGCAAAAGUUGGGAAUUUAGAUAGCAGUAGUGAAUCUACUGGUGCUUUGAGCCAUACUACUGUCUCAAGGCAGGAAAAAGUUGGAAAUUUGAAUACUAGUCUUGAUGCUUUGAGUUUGGCAACUGGUCUCAGCAGCAGGAGAAAUAAUUCUGAUUCUGCAUUAACUACUUCCAGACAUUUACGAGUUAGAAAUUCUCAUUUUAGUCCUCCUGCUUUGAGGCAUGCAACUGGCCUGGAGCAGGGGAGAAAUAAUUCUGAUUCUAAGGUAGGUGGAUUCAGACAGGCAAAAGGUGGAAACUGCGAGUUUGAUCAAAAGCUUUGUGAUUUUGCACAGAAGGCUGCACGUAAACGGGGAAUGAAAGAAUCCAAUUUAAUCCUGGCUGACAGGUUAAAAUCUUCACAUUUGUCUCCAGAGGUAAAAGGUAAGGGAAAACCUUCUCUACAAAUUGUCAAGGUCGAAAAAUCUUGUCUGACAGAUACUGAAAUGUCUGCUUUAACUUCACUUUUGGAUCUACAAGAUGAUAAGGGAAAAAAAAGAGGCAAUGCACAGGCUGUGGAAGGAAAAAAGCUAGGAGAAGACGUGCAAAUGACUGAAACUGUUGCCCAUAAUGUGAAAUAUAACACUGGCUUGUCUGUGAAGCCACAAAAACAUUAUGGGAAGAGGAAAUCCAAGUCAAAUUCACCGGGUGUUAAAGAAUCUGGUUUGCAAUCUCUUGGAAUCGUUCCACAGCCAUCUUUUGUUGCAAAAUCUAAGGGACAAUGGAAAUCCGAACCUGGGUCUGAUAGUUCCAGUUCAAAUCACUCAUUGAAUUCGAAGAUGAGGAAGAAAGCAGUUCAACAUGUUCAGUGUGAAGCUGAAGAGCAAAGUAUUGCUUUGGAUGACAGUCAAAAUUCAACUUCACAGCCACAAAAGAAAAGAAAAAAGAAUCUGAGUAUUCCAGUCCUUGUGGAGAUUAAAGGUUCAACUCUUCAAAUUGACUUAUCAAAAUCGCGCAGGGAUCUAAAUCAUGCUGCAGGUAAGGAUGAUCUUUCGAUCACAGAAUCCUACUCAAUUGAUUCCUGCACUGAGGUUGUGACAUCUUCGUCUUUUGCAACUAGUAAACUGAUGGAACUAAAAAUAGGGAAAACUGGAGCAAUCGAAUCUUCGUAAGACCGAGUGAUGCUUCUUUUUGUGUUGAAUGGUUGUGGAAGUACAGCAGCCGGCACAUGCCCUUUUCUGCGCAUUAAGGAAUUUGCAUGUUUAGUUGUAGUAGUACUCACAUUUGGGUUUGGGUUUGGGAUUGGGUUUAAGGGGUUGUUUUGGUAUUAGGAUGAAAUGUGGAGGUACCAGUUUGUAAAUUUGAAUAGAAGUCUGCUACCGCUAAUUACUAUGUCUAAUGCGUCAAUCGUAACGUUAUAUUGCAAGUUAAGUUAACUACUACCUUAUCUCACUUUCACCCAUUUUAAAGGUGGUUCGGUCUGUUACUUGAAACCUACAUUUACCAUAUGUUAUUAAUAUGAUUUAAUUGCGUAA